AUGGAGUCCUAUUCCUUCCAAACCUGUUCCGAAUCAGUGAUACAUUCCCAUAUCACUCGUCCAAUCCAGACAAAUUCUAAGCCUCUUCUGGUUUUUCUACAUUACUGGGGUGGCAGUUCACGGACAUGGUACAAACUCACAGAAUUUGACUCGUCGACUUCAUUGAGUGCGCUCUACCCAACAGUCGCGAUUGAUCUGCGAGGCUGGGGCCAAUCCACCGGACCAGCAAAUGACAUUGACAACGCCUAUUCCAUAUCUACCAUGGCUACCGAUGUCGCGACUCUUCUGAUGUCUCUCAGAGAAGAUAGCGAUAAAAGUGACCUCCUUGACUAUGGUUUUAUUCUCGUGGGCCAUUCGAUGGGCGCAAAGGUUGCCCUCGCAGCGCUGGGCGUCCUAGCGAAUGAUCUACAGCAGUUACUCAAGGGAUUGGUUCUCGUGGGACCUGCCCCCCCGUCUUCGCUGCAUCUCCCUCCUGAGAUAGAAGCGCAGGGCGCGUAUGAGUCGGAGGCAAGCAUCCGCUGGACGGUCGAUAACGUGCUUGCGAACCCUGAGAAGCUCUCUGAAUUCGAUGUCAACUUGGUGGUCCGCCACAGUCUUGCGGGUAAUCAGUUUGCGAAGAAGGCGUGGCCUUCAUACGGCAUGCAGGAGGACAUUUCGCAGGUUUCGAGGAAAGCACUGGCUUCUCAGAAUAGUCUACGAGCAAGCAUCCUCGUGGGGGAGAUUGAUGUUGUCGAACCCAAAGAGAGGGUCGAGGCAGAGGUUGUCAACUUCCUCCGUCAAAAUGGAGUGGAGGCUUCCUUGACCAUUGUGCAGGGUGUCAAGCACCUGAUACCUCUUGAAGACCCUCAGUCGAUCUACAAGGAGGUCUGUCGCUUCUGA
Molecule: messenger RNA, 879 nt
Organism: Penicillium canariense
Lineage: Eukaryota; Fungi; Ascomycota; Eurotiomycetes; Eurotiales; Aspergillaceae
Product: alpha/beta fold hydrolase
Exons: 1
Coding region: 1-879 (292 amino acids)
Source: RefSeq, a predicted model, not a curated record